Molecule: messenger RNA, 3827 nt
Organism: Sphaeramia orbicularis (orbiculate cardinalfish)
Lineage: Eukaryota; Metazoa; Chordata; Actinopteri; Kurtiformes; Apogonidae
Gene: bicc2
Product: bicaudal C homolog 2
Exons: 19
Coding region: 166-2913 (915 amino acids)
Cellular component (GO): cytoplasm
Molecular function (GO): protein binding; RNA binding
Source: RefSeq, a predicted model, not a curated record
UGUGUACUUAAUUAAGUGAAGGGGGCGGGGGUUUAAAGAAAAAGGCACAGGGGGUGUUACUUGCCUCUCUCUCCCCUUUUUUCUCGGCCUGCCGGUCUCCUUGGUCACAAACAUGCACACAUACUCACACACACACACAAACACUGACGAGGGCUCAGUCCUGCUAUGGCCUCCACCACCACUGAGGAAAGCUCUGGGGUCUCAGCCACAACAGCAAACCAGCAGCCUGACUUGGAAACUAGCGUAGAACCCGGCUCAGCAGCAAAGCCUGAGCCCAGCAGUGAGGCCCGUCGAGACAGAGAGGAAAAGGAGGAUGAAGAAGAGGACGAAGGUGGAGGAGGCUCAGCACAGGGUCAUGAGAAGGCAAAAGGGCAGAGUUUGGACCCUGAGUGGGUGGAGGAGAGGUUCAGGAUCGACAGGAAGAAGCUGGAAAACAUGCUGUAUGCUCCAAAGAAUGAAGAUGCUGAGACUGGAGAGGAGUUUUUUGAAAGAGUGAUGAGAGAGACAGACACUCAGGUGAAAUGGCCAUCCAAGCUGAAGAUUGGAGCAAAGUCAAAGAAAGAUCCGCAUGUAAAGGUGGAAGGGAAGAGAGCCAAUGUUUUGCAAGCAAAAAAGAAAAUACUAGAAGUCCUGGAGACCAGGGUGAACAAGGUGACUCUAAAGAUGGAUGUGGCUUAUACAGAGCACUCCCACGUGAUCGGUAAAGGUGGUGGAAACAUCAAGAAGGUGAUGGAGGUCACGUCUUGUCACAUCCAUUUUCCAGAUUCCAAUCGGCACAAUGCCACAGGAGAGAAAAGCAACCAGGUGUCCAUUGCUGGGCCUAUAGAAGGGGUGGAGGAAGCCAGAAGGAGGAUAAGAGAUCUGCAGCCACUGGCCUUGACCUUUGACCUUCCGGUUAGCCUUGUGCCUCAGGCUCUUCCAGAUGUAAACUCCCCCCUCAUCCAGCAGGUAGUGCAGACUUUAGGAGUGAGUGUGAGCUUCAGGGCAGUGCCACCUCAGCCUCAGGCUCAGCCCCCUUUCUAUGGAAGCUGCUGCAUGGUCUGGGGUCUGCAGGGAAACGCAGCAGCUGUUAAGAAAGCCACCUGUAUUCUGAUGGACCUACUGCUGGGGUCAGAGGUCGCAGGGGGCAUCGUGAGCAGCCAACUGGACGUUACUUCUCAACAGCAUCUCUUCCUGCUGGGGCAGAAUGGAGCCCAUUUUCUGAGUGUGAUGCACCAAACCCAGACCCAGAUCAUCUUACCAGACCUCAGUGCCCCUCAGAACCCUCCUUCAUUGCUCAUCCAGGGCAGCCCCGACGGAGUGUGUCUGGCUCGACAGCAGCUCACGGACUGCCUGCCAGUGUGUUUGAUGUUUGAUAUGCGUGAAGAUGGGGAGGCAGAUCCCUGUAAGUUGGCUCAGAUGAUGCAAAACCUGGGAGUAUUCAUUAGCGUCAAGCCCAAAGUAAAACAGACCAGCAAGUCAGUGGUGGUGAAAGGUCUGGAAAGAAACAUCUCUUGUCUUUACGAGGCUCGUCGUCUUCUUCUUGGCCUGGAUUCCUGUGAGAUUUCCAAGGAAACCAAGGUGACCCCUGACCCCUUAAUGUCCGGCAGUGGAUUGACCCACUAUUGGCUUAACAUGUUGCUGCAGCAGCUUCGUCUCUCUGAGCAGAGCCCUGUAUCUGCUCCUGCUGCAGAGGGGCUGGCUGGUACUAAGCCCCGCCCCUUGCUUCCCCCAGGCCUUAACCCUCCCGCUGACGAAGGCAGGACAAGUCUGAAAGGAACAGACAGUCGGCCAUUGGAGAAGAUCUUGGAAAAUGAGGAUCAAUCCGGCCAGUCAGAGGAUGAGAACUCCAGGGGCGUGAUGGAGUCAUCUGAAGUUUAUGAUGCAGUGAGCACCAACAGUAUCAACAGAGUGGGCUUCACGGGUCGGAGGGGGAGUCUCCCAAAUCCAGAAAUGAAUAAGGUGUUCGGCAAAGGAAGGCGACAUUCAACAGGACAGGCCCUAACCUACAGAUUGCUGAAUACAGAGAAUGAGGGAGGGAGGAAUGAGUGGAGGAACAGCCUGAGGAGGGACAUGACGCUGGCUCAGGAUGUUCACGCUGACUCAUCCAAAGCUGAGGAAUAUGACUAUGAGAAGAAGAAACUGCUGGCAACCAGAGCCAUGCAGAGGAAACCUGUGGUCACAGAGGUCCGGACGCCCACAGACACCUGGAGUGGCCUCGGCUUCUCCAAAUCCAUGCCAGCAGAAGCCAUCAAAGAGCUUCGCAACAUCAGCCGACGCAGCUACAAACCCUACCUGAACACCAGCAGCAGUCAGCAGUCAUGGGCUGCGCAGACGACCAAAGCGUAUAAUGGCAGCGACUCUGAAAACUGGAGGGACAGACGUGGCUCCACAUCUUCCUCCUUGCCUGUCUCUUCCUCCUCCUCCUCCUCCUCUUCCUCGUCCCCUUCCUCACCGCCUUCCAACUUCCCCUCAUCUGCCUCCUCCUUCCCUGCAUUUGCAUCUUCAGGGAGCAGAGGCAGAAGUGACAAACCCUCCGAGUGCUUCUCCACCAGCGGCAGCUACUUCGAGGGUCUGUGCUCAUCGAGGAGGGCUUCGACGUGCAGUCAGCGUAGCCCCUCUCCACAAACCACAGAUGACCUGCCUGACCUUCUCAGUCAGCUGGGACUGGUCAAAUACAUUGAUGUGUUUGAAGAACAGGAGAUUGACUACCAGACAUUCCUCACUCUGUCAGAUGAUGAUCUGAAGGAAGUAGGCGUCUCCACCUUUGGAGCCAGGCGCAAAAUGUUACUGGCAAUUUCAGAUCUUAAUAAGAGCAAGCGGAGGCUCUCAGACACACCCACAGUGAAGCCUGGGUACCUGGAAGGCGGUGCGAGUGGUCGACUCCCACGAAUCAUGGACCUGGAAGUGGCAGCUCAGAAUAAUCACUGGUGAACAGAGAUGUCGAGCAGCAGUGAGCUCCAUCUGACAAAGGUGGAAGUAAAAAAGUAUUCAGUGACACUGUUGCUAGAGUGGCGGUUUUAUCUGCUUAUUAUAUUAUAAAUAAAUAAGCAAGAAAUGACCCUGAGGAACAGCAAACAGUAUGUACACAUGUACUCUCAGCGCUAGCCAGACUCCAAAGCUUUUAAACUAAGUUAAGACAAGGAGGUCUUACCCUUUUUAGCCUCUGAUACAAGAAACAUACUAUAUGAGACACAACGGUCAUGAAAAUGUGUUCAUUAGGUUUUCCUUUGGGGCGUAUUUGUCCUUCUUAUGCAAAGUCCUAUGCUUUGACCAUAUGCUCAUGCCCAUGUUAACAACAAUGUAUGCAACUGUAAAUUGAUAUUCACAAAAUAAAAUGACUUUGUGCUAUGGUAGAGAUGAUUAAUAAAAUAUUGUCAUUAUGCUUUACCAGUUUUCCUGUCAAGAUUCCAACCCUGAGCCAAGAGCGGACCACCAGAGGGCACUGGUAUCACACACUGCGUUUAGAAAUUCAAGUCACAUUUGUAUUGAAUUAAAAAUAAUGAAUAUCUUUCAGGAGGAAACAGUGGCAGUAGCAAAGAGCUCCUGGUGGACAAGCUGGAGGAGGCUUUGAAAUAUACAGUAGCAAACAUCUGAUAAGAAAAAAUGAAUUUGAAAACCUAAAUAGGUAAAUACAUUUAUUAGUGUGAAAGGAAUGUGACACUCCUUUUAAUGUGGUUCGGUCUCGCCUGGAUGCUCACCUGAAAGUUUCAAUUUAAUUUAUCAUUGUUGCUGGAAGUGAAGCCACUGAAGGCGCUUAUGGGUUGUUUCCUGUUUAAUUUAUUUAGCGGAGGGAUACACCCAGCAAUUUAGUGCUAUCAGACAGACCUCACUGGCAGAGUGUUAAU